Messenger RNA from Cylindrotheca closterium, 786 nucleotides. The record is from the annotation of a GenBank genome assembly. Lineage: Eukaryota; Bacillariophyta; Bacillariophyceae; Bacillariales; Bacillariaceae.
AUGACGUUACUACAUGAUGCAUUAGAGGCCUAUCUUGGCCCUCUAUUGAAAAAGCAUAAUAAUGGGACAUAUUUGACAUGGGAAGACUUGACAGCGUCGAAAGCCGCAGCCACAAAAGUCCUCGAGGGAAGCGAUAAUAUAUUUGUUUCGAAAAAAUUGGAUGCUUUGCAUGAAUCACAAGUGAAUGCUUACAAAGAAGCUGGGACUAAAGCCUUGAAAGAAUUUGCCGAGGCAAUGUCUCUUGAGCCAAUGGAGGAAGGCGAUAGCAAAGAAACCUUUGUCAGGAGAUGUGUCCUAGCAAUUCGCAAGACUGAACUCCCACUCUGGCCAGGGAUUGAAAACUUCAAAAAACUCGUUCGUGAGGAAGUCCAAAAACGUGCUUUGGCAACUUUUGAAAAAUAUCAUCCAGCAGAAGGCUCUGAAGAAUUGAAGACCGAGCCGAGUGCCGAGUCAGGUGCCGAGCCAGGUGCAGAACCGAGUGAGGGUGAAGGCGAAGUUGAAGGGGACACUGAACCUGAUCAAAGCGAAGAGGGAGAGGCUGAGGGAGAAGGAGAAGCAAUGACCGAUGAGGAAGAGGGAGAAGAAGAAGAAGAAGACGGGGAAGUCGAGCAGAAGUCAGAUAAACCAGCCGCAGCUCCAAAGGGCAAAAACAAAGUCAACAACAAAAACAAUCCAAAGAAAAAGGUUGUUCGCAAGAAAGGCGCUGGUGCAAAAAGUGGAAUCCGCAAGAACUUUGCAGGAAAUCGCCGCGGAAAGAAGAAUGCUCCUGGAAACAAGAGCGGGUAA